Molecule: messenger RNA, 1002 nt
Organism: Acanthosepion pharaonis
Lineage: Eukaryota; Metazoa; Mollusca; Cephalopoda; Sepiida; Sepiidae
Source: the annotation of a GenBank genome assembly
AUGAUCACUAUUUAUGGUGUCAUUCUCCAUACCAAAAUAGAAAGAGAUUGUUCACUUUCACUUACCAAACUAUUUCUUCUUCCGGUUCUUGAGCUUCUUUCUUUCUUUUUUCCUUCUGGUUUUACUUUUACUUCUUUUAUCUUGGUUUGCUUUCUUUUGCUUCUAUGCUUUCAUCCUAUCCUUAUACUGAUUCUUUGUAGGCCUUUUUUCUUCAUCUUUUUCAUCACAAUCUUUUUAUACUUUUUUCCUCUUUCUCAGAUUCUUUGUAUGCUUUUUCUUCCUCUUUUCUUUCUCAUACUUUUUAUGCUUUUUUUCUUCUUUUCCUUCUCAUUCUUUUUAUGCCUUUUUUCUUUCUUUUUUUCUUCUCAUUCUUUUUGUGCUUUUUUCUUCCUCUUAUUCUUUUUAUGCUUUUUCCCUUUCUUUUUAUUCUUUUUUCCUCAGUCUUUUUAUGCCUUUUCUUCCUCUUUUUCUUCUCCUCAUUCUUUUUAUGUUUUUUCUUCCUCUUAUUCUUUUUAUGCUUUUUCCCUUUCUUUUUAUUCUUUUUUCCUCUUUUUCUCAUUCUUUUUAUGUUUUUUCUUUCUCUUUUUCUUCUCCUCAUUCUUUUUAUGUUUUUUCUUUCUCUUUUUCUUCUCCUCAUUCUUUUUAUGUUUUUUCUUUCUCUUUUUCUUCUCCUCAUUCUUUUUAUGUUUUUUCUUUCUCUUUUUCUUCUCCUCAUUCUUUUUAUGUUUUUUCUUCUUUUCCUUCUGCUCCUUGUUUUUGAUUUUUUCUUCCUGUGUUUCUUCUCAUUCUUUUCCUUCUAUUGAUUUUGCCAGCCUCUUCUUCUUUUUUCUGCUCUUGAUAUUUUGUCUUUUUUCUUCCUUUUUACUACUAAUAUCCCUCCUAAUGUAUCUUCUACUUCUUUUGCCUCUUCUUUUUCUCAUGCUUCUACUUUAUUAUCUUCUUCUUCCUCCUUGGUUUUCUUCUUGCUUCACUGCUUCCUCUUCUUUUGACUACCCUUAUUAG